ACGUUGUUUCAUUUCACCAAUUCAACAACGCUACGAGACUUUGCAGAUGUGGUUACAGUUGGAAGUAUCAUGGCGUGGAGUGUCCAGAAUUUGUGGUGUUACCUUUCCUUGCUGUUACUUUUCACCAGCAUACACGGAAACACAGAAAACAAAAUAGAAGCCCUGAACGAGGUGAACAGUGAUUUUGCUUUCCGUCUGUACAAAAGCAUCGCGUCUGGUGCUCAGUCCCAGAACGUGUUCUUCUCUCCACUGAGCGUGUCCACGGCUCUGGCUGCACUGUCUUUAGGAGCAGGUGGUGAGACUCAUCGACAGCUUCUCAGUGGCCUCGGAUUCAACAGUUCCGUCAUCACCAGCGAGGAGAUGCACCAAGCCUUCCUCGAUCUCCUCCAGAACUUCAAUCAGAGGACAGGGGUAGACCUGAACGUGGGCACUGCUCUCUACGUCAACGAGACCUUUAAACCUCAUCCAGAAUUUCUGGAGAAUCUUAAGCGUUUUUAUCUUUCUGAAGGCUUCGCUGUUGAUUUUAAAAAGACCACAGAGACCUCUGAUCAAAUCAACAAAUAUGUCAGUGAAAAGACGCACGGAAAAAUCAGCAAGUUUAUUGAAAAAUUGGAUCCACACACCAUCAUGUAUCUGCUCAGCUAUAUAUAUUUUAAAGGUAAAUGGUCCAUCCCAUUUAACCCCAGAAUGACUCGAAAGGAUGAAUUCCAUGUGGAUAAAGAGACAACCGUUCCAGUUCAAAUGAUGUAUCUGAGGGAUGACUUUUACAUCUACAGUGAUCUUGAACUAUCUGUCAGUGUUAUUCGUUUGAAUUACAAUGAUUCAUUCUCCAUGAUACUGGCUCUGCCCCUUAAUAAUAUUACACUUUUGGAAGAGGCUUUGCAUCCACACCACAUCAACAAGUGGCAAAAAUUGAUGUCAGAACGUAUGUGUGGCAUCUUUCUUCCUAAACUGUCCCUAAAAACCUCAUAUUCUCUGAAGAGCAUUCUGUCUGAAAUGGGAUUUAUAGAUAUGUUUACAGCUAAAGCUGACUUCUCUGGGAUUUCUGAUGAAAACUUGUUAGUUUCUGAGGCUGUACAUAAAGCCACUCUAGAUGUAGAUGAAGCUGGAACCACAGCAAUAGCAGUGACGGGAAUAGGCUUCGUAGGCUUUUCUGGAAGAAUUUUUGAAGUGCUGAAGUUUGACCGGCCAUUUAUGUUCUUUAUAGUUGACCAAAAAACAAAGAAUGUCCUUUUUAUGGGGAAAAUUGUGAAUCCAGCAAAUUCUGAGGUCCAUCAAUAAUAAACAAAAAGAAAAAUGUGUCUUUCCAUACUCAACAUACAGGGUAGACGUGAUGAAGAUUAGGAAUGUUAUGAGAUGAGAUGGGGUGGUGUGUGUUGGUAUGGGGUCCUGACUGCAAAAUAAAUAAAUAAACCCCA
This is a messenger RNA of Hemibagrus wyckioides, 1418 nucleotides long. RefSeq names its product serine protease inhibitor A3M-like. Gene Ontology annotation, biological process: negative regulation of endopeptidase activity. Lineage: Eukaryota; Metazoa; Chordata; Actinopteri; Siluriformes; Bagridae. The record is from RefSeq and is a predicted model, not a curated record. The transcript is spliced from 6 exons. The coding region runs from base 70 to 1281 and encodes 403 amino acids. Gene Ontology annotation, molecular function: serine-type endopeptidase inhibitor activity.